AAAAUCCAUACAACAACACUCCAUAAACUCUGUCAUUCUUUCGGCGUUGGGCGUAACGUGGGUGUAAACAUACAGCAGCUUUAGUCAAAGCUGUCAUCAAGUGAAUUGGGCAAAGAGGGCGAGAGAAAUGUCUCAGUCAAGAGAAGAUGAUGUUUUUAUCCCAGACACACUGAUAGAGUUUCUGAAGCAUUAUACAAAAGCUGUCAUCCGAACUCAGCCAGAAGAUGUUCUACAAUGGUCACAUAAGUAAGUCUACUGUGAAUGUAUUUUGCAGCACUGGUAAAGGAGGAUCCUCUGCCUAUAGACCAACCCUCAGAUCAUGCUGUACAUAAUGUAAGAAAGCUUACUACAGACAUAUUGGCGCAGCUACAUGGUCAGUUGGGUAAGAAAAAGAUGGUGAGCCAGAGAGUCAUCGUGCUGACAUGGAAGUCAUAUAAUCUGGCGGAGAACUGCUUGACUGAGGCCUUCACUCUAGGACGCUUUGGAGAACAGCUGGACUGGAUGCAGUUCCUUCUUCUCUGUUGCAAUUUCCUGGGGAAGAACACCAGAAUGGCUCUGUACCAUGCCUGUCACAUCCUGAACACUGACCCGGGCAAGCCGUUUGACCCCUGCGUAACCUUCAGCCUCUUCAGAUUCAUGUUUACCUUUCUCGCCCAUGCUACUAACACGCUCACAAAGACACAGGUUACGGAAACCCUCUUCCAUCUCCAACAAAAAACGAAGGAUGGAAUGAUCAAGGUGUCUGACUUCUAUGCCGACAGUAGAAUAAUCCUAGAUCCACCUCAGAGAACACCUCUAUGAAUAUGAAUUUAUUUUUCUUUUCUUUUCUUUAUUUUUUUGUUGUUGUACUAAAAUAAACACAAAUGUGUGCCGUUGAA
Molecule: messenger RNA, 878 nt
Organism: Engraulis encrasicolus (European anchovy)
Lineage: Eukaryota; Metazoa; Chordata; Actinopteri; Clupeiformes; Engraulidae
Product: ropporin-1-like
Exons: 5
Coding region: 262-801 (179 amino acids)
Biological process (GO): sperm capacitation
Cellular component (GO): motile cilium; cytoplasm
Source: RefSeq, a predicted model, not a curated record